This is a messenger RNA of Owenia fusiformis, 6541 nucleotides long. NCBI's taxonomy places the organism in Eukaryota, Metazoa, Annelida, Polychaeta, Sabellida, Oweniidae. The record is from the annotation of a GenBank genome assembly.
CAAUAAAAUACCAGAGGAAAUACAAAGUUUUCCAAUUAGUAUUAUAUUACUAAAUUCCUUCAUUAUUUGAACCCCCUGUUCAUCAAAAUGUUUCUAGCUCGAAUGAAACAAGUAUACUUUAGAAGUUAAAUUCUAAAAAAUGCAGUUUUAGACACAUUUUUGCAAGUAAACAGCACCUGAAACUCAAAAAUAUCAUUCUGAAGCAUAAAAACAAGAAGAAACCAUGGGGCAAUGACGCUAGAUAAUGUCCUCUGAUGAGGAGCCAAAAGGUGGCGCCACACUCACACCACGGAGCAUUAGAUCCAGGAGAAAAGAUGCUGUGAGUAGUAGAGCAACAGAGCCGUCAUAUGACAGUGACGGCUCCAGCAUAGAGAGUGUGUAUGAUGAACGCUACCAGGGAAAAGAGGUGGUGUAUGUUAAAGAUGAGGCUACAACGCUGGCUGAUGUCGGAGGUCGUCUUCCGAGCCAAUCAGAUGAAGGCACAACACCUAGUAGGCUCUUGCUGGUCUCCAGUAAGAUAAAAAACAUUGGAACUAUACAGAAUGCUAUUGUCUCAGGGGUUUGUUUCAUGAGUUACAAAUAUGAAAGUUCUAAUCUGGAGUCUAUAAUGGCAACAUUGAGACAAGCUUUGAAUGGUCAGAAAGUUGUGUCAGUGGCCCUUAUUUUACAUGGUAGUGGCACUUCUAUCAACAUAUGUGGCAAAGAUGAGAAAAUCCUGACCAAGGACAAUACAAAUGACACCAAUAUUCGAGAGUUCUUCAAAUGGCUUGUUGAAGUCUGUAUAGAUAAAUCAAAUGAGAAUGCCCGCAUUGAUUUCCUUGCUUGUCAGGCUGGCCAGGGUACAGAGGGCACUGUCAUGGCUAGGGAGCUGGAAACCUAUUUAGGGGUUCCAGUUGGUAUCUGUAAGGACAUUUGUGGCACUGAAUUGCAUAUAGGAGAGGAAAUGGAAGGUAGACCAAACUUUGCUGGGGACUUGUACUUCAGACUGGAAAAGUUGAAGAACUGGACUGGGAAUAAUCAACAGACUCUAGCUGGCUUUGAGAAGAUAAGGACUGUGGGGAAAGGGGCAUAUGGUGCUGCUGUUUUGUACAAGAAGAAAGAUGAUGAUUCAUUGGUCAUCCUCAAGGAGGUUAACAUGCAUGACUUGAAUGCUAGUGAGAGACAGAUGGCCCUCAAUGAAUGGAAGGUCCUAGCUAUGUUAGACCACCCUAAUAUCAUCAGUUACUAUGACAGCUUUGAGGAAGAUGGAACAUUAAUGAUUGAGAUGGAAUAUGCAGAUGGAGGGACACUGGCCCAGUAUUUGGUGAGAGAUAAACCAAUGGAAGAGAAGGAGAUUCUUUCAAUUUUCCAGCAGAUUGUAGCUGCACUGAGACAUAUACACGAGCACAAUAUUUUACACAGAGAUUUAAAAACUGCCAAUAUAUUUAUGACCAAAGAGGGAGUAGUCAAAGUUGGAGACUUUGGAAUAUCAAAGAUGAUGUCAACUGCCACCAAAGCUGCCAACACUGUACUUGGAACACCUUAUUACAUCAGCCCAGAAAUGUGUGAAGGCAAGGCGUACAAUGAGAAGUCAGACAUUUGGGCAUCAGGCUGUAUUCUCUAUGAGAUGGCAUGCCUCACUAAGACCUUCGAGGGCUCCAAUCUACCUGCCCUUGUUAAUAAAAUUAUGAAGGGUCAGUUUGCCCCUGUGAAGGGAAACUACAGCCCUGAAUUCAAGAUGCUAAUAAGGGACAUGUUGCAAAGAGAGCCAGAAUAUAGACCUACUGCAAGUGAACUCAUGUACCAGAGAUUACCCGAGUUAAUGAAUAGCUAUGAAGAUCCGACUACAGACUUUGAUGAGGAUCUCAUGAUUUCUAUAGAUGGUGCUCAUAAGAAACGUCGUACAAGGUCAGUGUUAUAUUACCUGCAGACCUUUAACAUGCAGCUACACCCAAUAGACUUGAUGCAUUCAAAGAUCAAAAUCAGAGAGGUGGCAGUAGGUGGAGAUCAUGUGAUAGUGGUUACUAUGGAGAGGAUGGUGUUUACAUGGGGUGAAGGUAGUAAAGGCCAACUGGGACAUGGUAGUCUUGAAUCAUCAGACAUGCCACAAAUGGUAGAGGCUCUCAAAGGAAAGUCAAUCACCAAGGCAUGCUGUGGUGAUGGCUUCAGUGUGUUUGCCAGUGACAAUGGUAUUGUAAUGACAUGUGGAGAUGGGACACUCGGCUGUCUUGGUCAUGGUGACUGGUGCUCUACUUCAAGGCCUAGACUUAUUGAAGCCCUGCUUAGUGUUGAUGUUGUGGCAGUUUCUUGUGGGCCACAGCAUGUGGUGGUUGUAGGCAGCAAUGGGGAGAUAUACUCCUGGGGGAAAGGUGCACAUGGAAGACUCGGUCUUGGCAAUGAGGAAGACUAUUGUACUCCAAUGGAAGUCACACUCUCUGAGCCAGUGUUUGUACGUGAGGUUCGUUGUGGUAUAGAUGGCACUAUGUUCCUGACAGAUGUUGGGAGUGUGCUUGCUUGCGGGAACAAUGAAUAUAACAAAUUAGGUCUCAACCAGAGGCAAGGUUUUCUAAUGGCUAUGAAGAAUAUAUUCAAUAAGACUGAAGUUGAGGGCCAAAAAGUGCCAACUGUUAUCAAAGCCCUGACGAAGCAUCGAGUAGUUGAUGUCUCAAUGGGUCCUAAACACUGUGCUGUUUUGGUAGAACCAGGCCAUGUAUAUACAUUCGGCCGCAAUAAUGAAGGACAAUUGGGUACAGAGAACACUAAGCCUCAGAAUGCCCCAAUUGAGGUCAAACAAGGCCUUGAGAGUAAAACUGUACAAAGAGUGCAAUGUGGAGAGUUAUACACUGUAGUUAGUACGACAGACAAUGAGUUGUAUUUCUGGGGUACUAGAUAUAAAACUCCUUUACCAAGUGGCAGUAAUGGUACACUUGAAUCUCAGAAGAGCAUUGAAAGUGGUGUGUCAGAGGGAAAUGAAAAGAAGGGCCAUUCAAGACAAGCUAGCAUAACCAGUGUGAAUAGUUUGAACAGUACAAAGGAGUCCUUACCCUCCCCUUCUCCAACUCCAGUCCCUGCAAACAGAGAUGGAUCAGCCUCUAACAGACAUGAAAGGACAGACAAGGGUGAUAAAGGUGCAAGCAGUGACAGCACAUUGUUCUCUAGUGCUGAUAAGAUAGAAAAGUUGAACCUCUCCAACUCAAACAGCACAGACAUAAGUAGCAAAUAUGGAUUCAGACCUAUCAGUAGCACGCCACGUCGUAGCCAGAGCGCUGGGAGCUCCAGGGAUGGCAAAGACCUCAACAAGGAGAUGAAGGAGAAGAGAGACAAGGAGAAGGAUGAAAAGGAAAAACCUCCAGAUAAUGCUGACCUUGUCCUACAGCCUAUACACCUACUCAGGCUAGAUGCUACUGGGGCCCACAGUCCUGCAGGGGAGAUAGUAAUCCUCUCCAACUUUGUGUGCCAUGGAGAGAAUCUGUUCCUGCAAGUAGAGACCACGGCUCCACCACCCAAGAAAAGAAGCAGGAAGAAGCGAAGUUUUAGAAAGCGUGUGAGUGCUGAUACACUAGAAGUACCUCAUGGUAAAAAGCUUGUCCAUUCAGCAGGCAGCAGAGAUGGAGGGGAUGAAUACUCUUCUGAGGCCUCAGAGAUUGACACCCAAGGAACUAUACCUGCAUGGAUAAAAGAAGAACUUGCUGUGUCUGAGAUGGAUGAAAGAGAGAAUGCUGAUACAAGUGAACAAUCAGAUGAUGAACUUACAACCAAUGAUACAUCAAUGUCCAGUAUACAGAUAAACAAUGAUCUCAGGCCUAAACACAAUCACAAGUCAAACAAUGCAGUGCACAAGUCUGCCAGUGUUCCAAUAAUGGCACCAGGGAGUCAAAAGAACACUUUAUCAGGUGGUCACAUGAAAGGGCCAAAAGCAAAGGCCCAUAGUGAUAUAGGACCCAUAGAGUUCACACCUGUUGACCCUCUCUCCAGUUCUAGCUCCAGUGAGACUAUGGCAAACUCAGCCAGUCCUGUGGAGGACAAGAAGGAGUUGGGCCCCAAUAAGAAGGUAACCUCUCCCCCCAGGAAGGUUCCUGGCCCCUCCCCCUACAAGACAAAGGUGGGUCCCAUGCCUGUGCAACCACAGAAACCACUAAACAGACUCAGGGCACAGAACAAAGGCAGGACAAGAAUUCAAGAGCAAGGAGCCAUAGCUAAAGAACCCCCACCACAGCGAGGUCUUGUUUCUGAUGUAACACAGAAAAAGCGGGAAGAGACCCUACUAUUAGAGUUUGAAAAGAUGAAAGAGGAGAAGAGAAGGACAGAGGAGAGAUUACGAGAGCUUGAAGAAAAACACAGAAGAGAUGAAAGACAGAUAAAAGAAAUUGCUGAGAAACAGGCAAAGGAGAGAGAGAAAGAAUUAACAAAUGAGAUUAGAAACCUCCGUCAAGAAUUGAUUCAGCAGAGUGGGAAGAUGCAGGAGAAUUAUAAUGUGGUCCUCAAUUUACAGGAACAACUGGUGAAAGUGCAGUCAGACCAGAUGCGGAUGAGUGCUAGGGAGCAACGAGCAAAUACUAAAGGUGCAAACUCUCGAGCCAACUCAAGAAACUCUUUGAAUAAUAAUAAAGAGAGUAAAGUGUGUAGUAUACAAUGACCCCACCUGGAGUGAACACAGUGAUAAAACAGCUUAGAGGAAGUGUGUAUUUUGCAAUGACCCUGUGCAUAGGGAACAUAUGUGUUGUUGAACUGUAAGCAGUCACAUAAGGGAUGAUCUGGAACAAUGGACAAGUCCAUGAUCCUGUGUGUUAACUUAUUGGUGUUAAGGUGGUUGAUUCAUGAAGAAUGAAGGCAAAGAAAAACACUGGAAUGGAUUCAGUAACAUGCAAUAAAACUAAGAAUCCCUGAUGGAUUAACUUUCACAGACAACAUAUCAUAGGAUGUAUGAUUCUAUCUCAACAAUGAUAUUAAUGUUUAAUAGAGUGUCAGAAUGGCUUCAAACAUAUAUAUGCACAAUCAAAAUGACCUAGAUUAGCCAAUGAUUUGAUGGAUGUAGUUGAUGAUAUGUGUUAAUCCCAUUCAUAUAAACAGACCUUAGCCCCAUGUGGUUCAUGUUGAUGUAAAACAAUUUAGUAUUUAUUAUGAAGGGAAUUUCUUGCAUUUUCAACGUGUCAGAGUAUGGCUAUAUUGUGUAUUUUGAUGGUCAUGUUUGAAUCUCAUACACAUUCAUGAUAAAAUAAAGAAUCCCAGGGGAGCCUCUAAAUGCGUACCAAUCAUAGAACUACUGAGAAGUAUCCCCAUAUGAGACUCUAAAAGUGUACAUGUAUCUCUUUACCCUUCUGGAAUCCCCUUAAGAUUCUCAAAAGAUUUCUUGUAGCGUCAGUUUUGUAAUAUCAAUUGACUGAAGUGUUUAAUAUUAUAUCACUGUACAAGAAGUUUAUUUUACAUAAAAGACAAUGGAGAAAAAACACAUUGUUUUUGAGAAAUAACAAUAAUGCCACCACACUGCUGUGUUGCAAGUAGUAGAUUUACCAUUCAUUCAAAUUGCCAAUGAUUUAAAUUGUCCAGUUGCAAUGUGGGACACAAAGAGUGCUUUAAGCUUGAAUAUUGCUCCAACUCAUCUGUAUCAAUUGACAAUUGUCACUACAAAUGUUGUCAGUUCUUGCAGACUAUUUGCUGGAAGGAUAUUUUUUUCACCAUGUGUAUAUCUCUAACAUUAUACUCAACUCAUGAAUAUUAAAGAAAAAUAUCUAAUCAUUUUGUAAAUGUCCACUUUAUAUAUGAUGUAUGUCUAUUUCUAUAUUAUUACAUAUUUGUGAUACAAGUUGAAAGUGCAAUAUUGAAUGUCCAUAAUCUUACUAUUUUAGUGCAUGAAAGCAUAUCUUUAUAAUUAUUAGCAAACCUCCUUGAAGACUUCCACAUAUAAAAUUGUAACUAUAGUAACAAUGAACCUUUAAAGGGGUCUUGGAAGGGGUUUAGAGUCUUGUUACAAUAUGAGCUAUUUCCUUUAUACGGUCAAGACGGUAUUUGAUAUAUGUACCAUGUAUAUUAUAGAUUGUAUAUAUCUUUAGAUGAGAACUCUAUUAGAUAGAACCCCAAAUCCUAUACAGACUCUUCAUUUAGCAAGAUAUGUUAAAAUAUUGUAUUUUUGGUAUCCCACUGAUUUUAAACAUGUUAUGAUACGAAACCCUGACCAUAUCAAAAAAAACAAACAUUAUGUUGCCACGGAUGUAUAAAGCAUAGUGUAUUUGUAACAACAAAAAUGUAACUGCUAAAUAAUGAAUAUGACUUUUGAAGGUUUAUUUUUAAAAUCCGUCCCCUCUACAAAUAUAUAUUUUAUAACGUGACAAUCAGAUUGAUGUAUUGUUUUACAAUUGUGUAUUGUCUUAAUAAGUAGAAUGCAGUCAUUGUGACUUCUUGUAUUGUGUAAUACUAUCACCAUGACAACAAGCAAACAUAUUAUCUACAGGUAUUGAAAAUGUUUACAAAUAUAACUUGUAUAACCAUUGCAUGCAUAGGAUAUCAAUUAGCAUGCCAUUUUGUAAUGUGAAUCAGAUUUUUUUAUAGAAAUAAUAGAUCUAAU